AUGCUGAAUCAGGAGCCAUAUCUAAAAGAUCGCUUAUUGAUACCACCAUCAUAUGACGAGGCGACCUACCGCCAACAACAAAUUGCAAGUUCGUCUUAUGUUCCUGUCAAUGUUGGUUAUAUUACUCCUUCAGGCCCAGUGGCCAUCGAUGCAAAUUCUGUGCAACCGCAGCCUACAAGACAUUCUUAUCAAGGCGCUGUCAUUACUGGAAUUAUAGUUGGUGGUGUAGUUAUAAUAGCUCUCAUAGUAUCUCUGACGUUUAUAUUUACAAGACGCAGUUUCGUUACAACACCUACAACAACGACUACAACAACUAAAAGACCAAUAUGUUUCGACGGCGAUGGAUUUUUGGUAAAAGAAGGUGGCUCUCGAGUGAAAAUACGUGAUAUUAAGAUAGGUGAUCAAAUACUUGUGGCUUACGAAACGGCGAUUCAAGGGGUUAAACUUCGUUCAAGUCCAGUGCUCGCAGUGGACAUCUUUCAGAAAUAUAAUAAUGGUUCAUCUGUAGAUUUUCUAGAAAUUCAAGUCGAGUCUAAUGUUCGUUUCAAACCACUGCAUAUCACUCCAAGACAUUCAUUACUCGUCAAAAAGGAACAUGAUGUUCAAGUGAAGUAUCUCUUUGCGUCUCAAGUUCAGAUCGGUGAUUAUUUGUACUUGGUAGAAGAUGACUAUCUAUCAGCUAUUCAGGCUAGAGUGACUAGUAUAAAAAAUGUUCAACUCUUUGAUGCUUACGCACCACUUACACUUGAAGGAACUUUAGUUGUCAAUGAUGUUGUGGUCUCUUGUUAUGGAACAUAUGUGCAUUCGUUUGUUCAUUUGAUUAUGGCACCACGGCGAUGGUUACGCUAUGGUACUCUUCAAAUCGUAUCGUCCUUAAUGGGACCUACAUAUAUGAAAAAAUAUAUUGAUUAUCUACACAAUUAUUUUUCGACAAUUGACUUAUUUCGAUUGAUUAUACUCAAUCGAAUUCGAGAUUUCAUUCAUGUAUUUGUAUCUGUAUGA
Molecule: messenger RNA, 1002 nt
Organism: Rotaria sordida
Lineage: Eukaryota; Metazoa; Rotifera; Eurotatoria; Philodinida; Philodinidae
Source: the annotation of a GenBank genome assembly